CUGAGGGAAGGCAGGAACAUACAAGGAAACUGAGGGCUUCUCCCCACCCCCUUCCCGGCCGGGCCUCGGGGCAUGAGCAGCGAUGGCCGGCUGCAGCCCUGAGGAGAAAACUUACCGGCGCUUCCUGGAGCUAUUCCUGGGCGAGUUUCGCGGACCUUGCGGCGGCGGCGAGCCGGAGCCGGAGCCGGAGCCCGAACCCGAGUCGGAGCCCGAGCCUGAGCCCGAACUGGUGGCGGCAGAGGCGGCCGAGCCUUCGGGCGAGGAGCCCGGGGAGGACGCGGCCGCCGUAGCCGCGACGGAGGAGGGGGCGCAGGAGCAGGAGCAAGACCCCGAGCCCGAGGAGGAGGCGGUGGAGGAAGAGGCGGCGGCGGCGGAGGGCGAGGAGCAGGACGAGCGGGAGGCGCCCGCCGCCCCGGGGCAGCCGGCCGUGCCGCCGCAGCCGCCGCAGCCCCCGCUGCCGCCGCUGCCCCCGCUCCCGCGGCCGCUGUCGGAGCGCAUCACCCGCGAGGAGGUGGAGGGCGAGAGCCUGGACCUGUGCCUGCAGCAGCUCUACAAAUAUAAUUGCCCUUCCUUUUUGGCUGCUGCUUUAGCCAGAGCCACAUCAGAUGAAGUCCUUCAGAGUGAUCUAUCUGCACAUUAUAUCCCAAAGGAAACGGAUGGCACAGAAGGGACAGUGGAGAUUGAGACAGUGAAAUUGGCCCGUUCUGUCUUCAGCAAACUACAUGAGAUUUGCUGCAGCUGGGUGAAAGACUUCCCUCUCCGCAGGAGACCCCAGCUUUAUUAUGAGACAUCAAUCCAUGCCAUCAAAAACAUGCGCAGGAAAAUGGAGGACAAACAUGUCUGCAUUCCUGACUUUAAUAUGCUCUUCAACCUAGAGGAUCAGGAAGAACAAGCUUAUUUUGCAGUGUUUGAUGGCCAUGGGGGAGUGGACGCUGCCAUUUAUGCCUCCAUUCACCUGCACGUUAAUUUAGUACGCCAGGAGAUGUUCCCCCAUGAUCCUGCCGAGGCCCUGUGCCGUGCUUUCCGGGUCACUGAUGAGCGGUUUGUGCAGAAAGCUGCCAGGGAGAGCUUAAGAUGUGGGACCACGGGAGUGGUGACUUUUAUCAGAGGCAACAUGUUACAUGUGGCCUGGGUAGGUGAUUCCCAGGUUAUGCUUGUGAGAAAAGGCCAAGCUGUUGAACUAAUGAAGCCACACAAACCAGACAGAGAGGAUGAAAAACAGCGAAUUGAGGCCCUUGGAGGUUGUGUAGUCUGGUUUGGUGCCUGGCGGGUGAAUGGAAGUCUGUCGGUCUCCAGAGCUAUUGGAGAUGCUGAACAUAAGCCAUAUAUCUGUGGGGAUGCAGAUUCUGCCUCUACUGUUUUGGAUGGAACUGAAGACUACCUCAUUCUGGCCUGUGAUGGUUUCUACGACACCGUGAACCCUGAUGAGGCAGUAAAAGUUGUAUCAGACCACUUGAAGGAAAAUAAUGGAGACAGCAGCAUGGUUGCCCACAAAUUAGUGGCAUCAGCUCGUGAUGCUGGGUCAAGUGAUAACAUCACUGUUAUUGUGGUUUUCCUGAGGGACAUGAACAAAGCUGUAAAUGUUAGUGAGGAAUCAGAUUGGACAGAGAACUCUUUUCAAGGAGGGCAAGAAGAUGGUGGGGAUGAUAAGGAGAAUCAUGGAGAGUGCAAACGCCCUUGGCCUCAGCACCAGUGCUCAGCACCAGCCGAUCUAGGCUAUGAUGGGCGUGUGGAUUCAUUCACUGAUAGAACUAGCCUGAGCCCAGGGUCCCAAAUCAACGUGCUGGAAGACCCAGGCUACCUAGAUCUCACACAAAUAGAAGCAAGCAAAGUUGACAGUGGCCAGUUUUUGCCACCAGUUGAGAUGUUUGGUCCUGUUGCACCAAAGAAAGCAAAUCUUAUUAAUAAGCUAAUGAUGGAAAAAAAUUCAGUUCAAUCAUCAUUGCCUGAAUGGAGUGGUACUGGAGAGUUCCCCUCUUGUAAUUUGGGUUCAACAGGGCAGCAGAUAUACAGAAUGGAGAGCUUAUCUCCUGUCUGUUCUAGGUUGGAAAAUCAACAGUUCAUAUUCCUGGGAAAGAGAGUUUCUAGAUUGUUUCAUUUACGCUACCACUACUCAAAGAGGCGGUUCAGGUUUAAUCCAAAGUUUUAUUCAUUUCUCUCUGCUCGAGAACCUUCCCACAAAAUGGGCAAUAGCCUGUCCUCACUUAUUCGAAGUGGGAAGAAAAGUAGGGUGUUACGAGGUUCUCUGCCAUGGACACAAUAUAGUUGGAAAGUGUACAGUCAAAACAUGAUGAGGAAUUUCAGAAAGAGUAAUGAUAUUUCAUACCCAGAUCUUCCCUGGAGCUAUAAAAUAUAAUAUUUUCUCUUAAAAGUAGGCUAGCUAGGUCUCCCCAAUAAAAACCACUAUCAGAGUAGAAUCAAGGUAGACAUUUUUGAAAUAUAUGUGCUUCAUUAUGAAACCAUGGAUGGCUCAAUUCUUAAAUGUAAAUAGAUCUCUAGGAAACUCAAAAUACAGUGUUUUCAAUCUAAAAAAAAAGUAUUGGCAGUUUCACUAGCAAAAUUAUACAACUGGUCCCUGUGAUGUGUCUCUACACCUACAUACAAUUCCCACCCUACUACCCUUUCACAUCACUAGUGGAAGCUUGUGAGUUAUUUCAGUUAGGACAUAUAGUGUUGAAAUCUCAACGCAGUUGAAAUCUGGUCUGAUGUGCCUAAUAUAUCUAAGGAAAACUUAAUGAAGAAUUAGUUUUAGCUGAGGAAUGGUCCUCAGAAGAUGGGACUAUGAAGGAAAUCCCUACCCCGCCCCCACCUUUUUCAGUAUGUAGACUAAAAGCCAUAUGGGUUUUCAUUGGUAACAAUUAAAGCUGAAAACUAAUAUAAAAAUGUCAUAUUCACAAACUUUGUGAGGUGGUACAGUCAAAAAGAUUUACUGAUUUUUUUUUCUGUAACAUAAAAGAAUAACUGAAAAUUUUUUCAAUUAAAAAAAUAUUUCCUAGGGCUGUAGCUAUUUGAGAGUUUCAUAACUGUUAUGGUGCUUUUGGUGGAAUUUUUAUUAUGUCAUUUUAGAAGAUUGCUGUCAACUGGUUUUAAUCUCUAUUGCUAAUGUUUCUCACUGUACCUUCAUCUCAGGAAUAAAACUGGUUUAAUGGAGAUGAUGUCAGGUACAUAUGUACUAGAAUCAAGUUGUCACUUAAAAAGAAGAAUAGUAUUUCUAUUUUCUUUGCCUUUAAAAAAAAAGUUCAGACAGCAAAGGCAUAUAGUACUAUAAAAUAAAAAGUGGAUUUGGAGAAUGAAAAAUACUAGUUUUAACUUCUCAAAUUGUUUCCCCUAAGGGAAUGAAGGAAUUGGUAUGAAAGAGACUGAAAGCACUGCCUAAAGUGAGCCCAGAAGCCAAGUGCAAAGGAGAAUGCAGAUUACUGAGACUGAGGUCUGACUAGUUUUAAAUGGAGAAUGCACCAGAGUCCUGCUAUAUGCAACCUCAGACUGCAGAGCUAGGACAUGUGUCUCGCAUUUCAAAUUUUAAAAUUGUCUGCUUUUUGCCAUUUCUGCAGUUUGAAGCCAGAAGCAUAUCUUCAAAUGAAGAAAGCAAAUAAAUAAUCAGAUUCAUUCAGUGAAGCAGCCUGAUUCCCUAAAAAUCAUGAAUAUAUCCAUUUUGACAUGUUACCCUCCCGCUCCCUGCCCCAACAGUCAACCAGGAACCAGCCAUGCUGACAGGAGCUGCCUGCUGUGGUGAUCAUUUAAUAUGUCAUUAGUAAGCACUACAUGCUUUUGCUGAGAAAUGUCCACUGUCUAAUUUGUGUGUUUAUAUAAUUACUUUAUGUUCCCAGACCCUAUCUACAUAGUGGAUAGGACUAAAAUUCUGGAUUUUAAAAACAGAGGAUUUUAACCUAUCUUGGUUGCCAGUAUAGCUAUAUAUAUAAAAACAGCUUUGCUUUAGCAAUGACCAGAUUAUUAACCUACAGAUUUUAUUUUUAAAAUUCUGGAUGAAAGCAGAUUUUCCGAAAUUUUCUUCUCUUGAUUUGAAGUCAUUUUCUUCUUUUCUCAAGUCUUGUGACACGUGGUUGAUGAGGGAGUAAAACAUGGCUUCAACUAUAGUAUCAGAAUCUUUUCACCAUCCUGAUGCUUUACCAACAUAUACAGACCUCGCUCAUAUCUGUUAUUUUCUGAAGCCUAGAUCUUGUUAACAACCCAUCAGGUGCAGUGUCAGUUUCAAAUCAAAUUAUCUAAGGAAACAAGAAAACAGAGGCAGCAAAAUUACAGCAGACUAUAAUUGUAUAUUAUAGUCUAAAACACUUAGCUAAAUUAAAAAAAAUUUUCCUUUAGUUGUCUGUUGGUAGUGUUUUUGAUCAGAAGAAAGAAGGUGAAAGAAGGUACAGCAAUAGGUUUUUUCAGUGGGGAAAAAUGACUGGAUGGAACUGGGAUGAAACACAGACCACAACUUUAAAGGUCUAGAUUUUGUAGGUCUGACUACAUAAGCAGUAUUAACUCCAUUUCUCAUACCAGUAGAAAGUUCUACACUCAAUCCUCUAGAAAAUAAAGUAGUUCUAGUGUGGUCAAGUUAUAAACCAAUAUUGUAAAAAAUAGCAACUAUUCAUUUGUUCACAACAUGCACAUUUAUAGAGUAGUUAGGUACCAUUUGUAAGGUAAGUCCUUUAAAAUCUAUAAUACAUAUUCAAGUAGUGGUUAUUGGUCUGAUAUAUGCUGCUCUUGGUUCUAUACACUAGAUAAAAAGCAGUGCUUUGUGAAAUAAAGUGUUAUAUCUUAAUGCCACUGGUGAUAGAAAGUAGUUCCCUUCAGUUCAAAUCCUGUGCCCUUAUUUGCUGCUUGCUGAUGUAAGCAAUAAAUACCCCUCUAACUAAUGGUAUCUACACAUUUCUGUAACUUGUAUUUAAUGAUGGUGUAUCUGGUGAUUAUAAAAAUAUUAGGCAGAUAUAAAAGUAUAUAAUAUAUAAACUGUUAAUGCUGAGGUAUAGUCUGUGAAUUACGUGUUUUGUACUUAAAUAUUCAUUGUGUAAUUUAGUGGUGGUGAAAGUUCUACACUCAAUCCUUAAGAGUGGCAAUAUCCCUUUUCAACUUAACAUGAUAUGCAUCAAUUUGUUUGCUUGCUAACCAAGUUUUGUUUCUGUUAGACUAGGAAGUAGUAAAAAUAUAAAUAAGAAAGUAUAGUGUUGGUUAGGGAAACAGACUUCAAGUCAUCAGCUGAAGUCAUUAUAAACUCCUUGUACAUUCACUGUGAGUUUCAAAGGGAGUCCCUCAUUUAAAGGUUUCCUUUGUUCACUUUCUGGAUGUGUACUUUUGAGGGGUAUCUGAGGUUAAGCAACAUCACAGCACCAAACACUGGGGCUAUUAAUCUCAUUUAGGUCUGUAAUAAAGAGAAUGGUGGAAACAUAUAUGUAUAUACCUUUUCUUUACCUAGAAGUGCCAUCCAUUGUCCUUGAAUUAAUAAGAUUAAAGUUACUGUUGCAUUAAUUUAACUAGGAGGAUCCUUGAAAGCAACACCUUUUCUAAGGACAAUGUCAACAAUGUCAAUGUCAACACUGAGUCUGAUUCUGACCACAUUUAUAGUGGUAUAGUGUCGAUACUGCAUCUUCAUGACAACCACACUCCAUUGUUAGAACACUGUGCCAGUAAAAAAGUGCAAUAUCCAAUGGGCAGAUAAAAUGAUGCAUAAAGAAGUUCAGUGUUUACAGAUAAAACUGCUGUGAUUCAAGUUCUUCCUUCCCCACCUAAGGCUUCCCGAGGCUUUGUGAGAAAGUGAUCUUAAUGAUUUUAAUGUUUGAACAUAAUUUGUUUACUCAACAAGCAUUCUCACCUAAGCAAGACUAUAAAAGGGGAUUGUAUUGUUUUGGUUAUACCAUAUUUUGGGAUAAUUUUUCUUUGGAUGGUAAAUUAACAAAAGAGAGAACAUACUUUUUCACCUUUUAAAAAUCAAGUGAUGUUAAAAGCAAAUACCCACUCUGCUGUCCUGACCUGUGACUAUCUUAAAUGUUUUUUGCAAAAUAACAUACCAUGAGUAUUAUAACAUGACUAUUUUCCAGACAAAUGGCACUGUGUUGAAAAAUAAUUGUUAUUUCCUCUAGCAGCAUUGUAUCUUCUAUUUUGAAGACUAUUUAUUGUACUUAUUAGAAAAUACGAAAUUAGAUAGGGUAUUCCAGACUGACACAGCAGUUGUUCUGGAAAAGGAAAUACUCUAAUAAACUUUGAUGUAUUAGAUAAUCCGCAGAUACAUCAUCGUACUCUAGGUGCUCUUUGGUGAGAGACAGGCUUUGUUCUCUUGUUAUGACAUUUCCCUGCAAGAAUUCUCUCUGAAAUGAAGCAAAUGAAGUGAAUCAUUUCUUACCAAGUAAAUUUAUCAAUUUACAAACCUGCUCUACAGCUCACUUUUGAGUUCAGUUGUAAUCAUGAGUGAUCCUUCAUAUUUAUUAAAACUGUUCAUUCAGGUAAAAAGUAUGUUGAAAUUUUGCCAAUAUCUUAAUAAAACCCAGCAAUUAAA
Molecule: messenger RNA, 6493 nt
Organism: Talpa occidentalis (Iberian mole)
Lineage: Eukaryota; Metazoa; Chordata; Mammalia; Eulipotyphla; Talpidae
Gene: PPM1E
Product: protein phosphatase, Mg2+/Mn2+ dependent 1E
Exons: 8
Coding region: 83-2356 (757 amino acids)
Biological process (GO): negative regulation of protein kinase activity; protein dephosphorylation
Molecular function (GO): protein serine/threonine phosphatase activity; cation binding
Source: RefSeq, a predicted model, not a curated record